Sinocyclocheilus grahami is the source of this 320-nucleotide messenger RNA. RefSeq names its product integrator complex subunit 11-like. Gene Ontology annotation, cellular component: nucleus. Gene Ontology annotation, biological process: snRNA processing. Lineage: Eukaryota; Metazoa; Chordata; Actinopteri; Cypriniformes; Cyprinidae. Gene Ontology annotation, molecular function: RNA endonuclease activity. Bases 40 to 297 code for a protein of 85 amino acids. The transcript has 2 exons. The record is from RefSeq and is a predicted model, not a curated record.
GUGUGUGUUUAGUUGGAUGUGAAGCUACAGGUGGAGUACAUGUCCUUCAGCGCUCACGCUGACGCCAAAGGCAUCAUGCAGUUGAUCCGCAUGGCAGAACCCAGGAACAUGCUGCUGGUGCACGGAGAGGCCAAGAAAAUGGAGUUCCUCAAAGACAAGAUCGAGCAAGAGUUUAGUAUCAGCUGCUAUAUGCCGGCCAACGGAGAGACGACAACCAUAGUGACGAACCCCAGCGUCCCUGUGGACAUCUCGCUCAACCUGCUGAAGAGGGAGAUGGCUCUCGGAGGUGUUGAUUGACACGUACACCACUGACUGCUUUA